AUGGGUCAGUUGCCUGCAGUAAGAGUCAAUCAACACCGACCAUUUAUAAAUAGUGGUGUGGAUUACGCUGGGCCUGUACUUAUAAAAACAUCUAAAGGCCGUGGAUAUCAUGCAGUUAAGGGCUAUAUUUGCUUAUUCGUGUGCAUGGCAACUCGUGCUAUUCAUCUCGAAGCAGUCACAGACCUUACUUCACAAGCAUUCAUAGCUGCAUUCCGAAGAUUUGUGGCGCGCAGAGGACAUUGUUUACAUAUAUGGAGUGACAAUGGCACCAAUUUUGUGGGUGCUGACAAGAAAUUGAAGGAGUUACUAAGAGGAACCAAAAUCAAAACACUUGGAGAGGUAAUGAAACUAUUAAGUAAUGAAGGAACAACUUGGCACUUCAUUCCACCUAGAAUGCCAACAUGCGGAGGAUUAUGGGAAUCGGGAGUCCAGACGGUUAAGAGGCAUCUAAACAGAGUUAAUAAAGAUGUUAAGCUUACAUAUGAAGAAUUGUCGACUUUGCUAACUCAGAUUGAGGCGUGUCUCAACUCUCGGCCUCUUUGUCAAAUAGACAAUAACACAGAAAGCCCACUUAUUCCAGGUCAUUUCUUAAUUGAUGAAGAUUUGCCUCCUACAAAAUGGCUUUUAGGAAAAAUAAAAUAUCUACAUCCUGGCACAGAUAAUUUAGUACGAGUGGUGACAAUACAGUGCAAGGGAAGUCAUGAAAUGAAAAGGCCAUUAUCAAAACUAGUAACUGCCCUCGCGGGAAGCGGCAAUGAUGCCGCCGACCGGGAACAAGGCGGGGGGUAA
This is a messenger RNA of Achroia grisella, 789 nucleotides long. RefSeq lists its product as uncharacterized. The record is from RefSeq and is a predicted model, not a curated record. Gene Ontology annotation, molecular function: nucleic acid binding. NCBI's taxonomy places the organism in Eukaryota, Metazoa, Arthropoda, Insecta, Lepidoptera, Pyralidae. Gene Ontology annotation, biological process: DNA integration. The coding region runs from base 1 to 789 and encodes 262 amino acids. The transcript has 2 exons.